UCCAUAAAAAGGAAAAACUAAAAGUUUCACAUUUUUCUUCUUCUAAAGAUGGCAAUGACAACAAAUCUGCUGGCCACAAGCAAGGCCGUCAAGUUGCAUGGUGUCCGCUUCUUCUCCUCUUUCCUCAGCAGACCGAACCACUUCUUGGCUUGCCGUUUGCCACAGUCGAUCACACGUAGAGUCCAAACUUCUUGUUGUUAUCGUGAAACAUCGUAUAAAUCGCCUGAGCCAGAACCAAGUAGUGUCAGUGAUGGAGUUGGAAUCAUCCGUUUCUUGAAAGGAAAAACCUAUCUUAUUACCGGUGCAACGGGUUUUCUUGGUAAAGUGCUGAUUGAGAAAUUAUUGAGGGCAAGUCCUGGUAUUGGGAAGAUAUUCAUUCUGAUAAAGUCCAAAGAUCAAGAAUCAGCCAACAAGAGACUCUAUGAUGAGGUUUUGUUUCCAGUCUCAUCCUUACUAUUUUUAUUUUCUUUCUUUUUUUCCUUUCACCAAAUUAAAUUUGUAUCCAUUUGUUCCACGCAGAUCAUAAGCUCGGAUCUGUUCAGUCAUUUGAAGCAAAUGCAUGGGAGAUCUUAUGAAGAAUUUAUGAAAAGCAAGUUGAUUCCAAUAAUUGGAGAAAUUGGAGAAGAAAAUCUGGGGAUCGGAUCUGAAGUAGCAGCCAAUAUUAGUGGCGAGAUUGAUGUCGUUAUCAGCUGUGCAGGUCGCACGACAUUUGACGACAGAUACGACCUUGCUAUAAAUGUCAACGCUCUUGGACCUGGUCGGCUCUUGAGCUUUGCCAAAGACUGCAAGAAACUGAAACUCUUUCUCCAUAUCUCAACUGCUUAUGUGACUGGCAAGAAAGAGGGAACAGUACUAGAGACUCCUCUCUGCAUUGGAAAAAACAUAACUUCUGACUUGAACAUCGAACAUGAGCUGAAAUUAGCUUCAGAAGCUGUGAGAAAGUUGCAUGGCAGUGGAGAAAUCAAGAAGCUGAAAGAACUUGGUAUCCAAAGAGCUCAGCACUACGGCUGGGAAAACACUUACACGUUCACAAAAGCAAUGGGUGAGACAUUAAUCCAAACCAUGCGAGAAGAUGCGCCUGUAGUGAUCAUAAGGCCUAGUAUUAUAGAAAGUUCUUACAAGGAGCCUUUCCCUGGCUGGCUCCAAGGAAUAAGGAUGAGUGAUCCAAUAAUCUUGGCCUAUGGCAAAGGCCAGAUCUCUGGCCUCUGGGGAGAUUCUCAAUCUUUCGCGGACAUUAUACCUGUUGAUAUGGUUGUGAACGCAACAAUAGCAGCAAUGGCAAAGCAUGGUUGUGGAAACUCCGAUCUCAAAGUUUACAACGUCACUUCUUCUCAUGCGAAUCCCCUACGAGUUGGCGAGUUGAUGGACCUCUGUUAUCAACAUCUGUAUGACUUUCCAUUGACAGUGAUAGACUUAGCGCGAAUGAAAUUCCACAGUUCCUUAGAGAGCUUCACCUCCUCUGUAUUCGACAUAAUAGCAAAACAGGAAAGAGGAACUAAGAAUGAAGGUGGAGAAGCAGAAGAGUCACAUACCACAUUGAGCUUCAAGGGAAGAGGGAUACUAAACUAUUUUGUGUCCCUAGCAAGAACAUAUGAGCCUUACACAUUUUUUCAAGCUCGGUUUGAUGACACCAAUACAAGGAGUCUUAUUCAGGAGAUGUCAAUGGAAGAGAGAAAAAUAUUUGAGUUCGAUAUCAAAAGCAUUGAUUGGGAGCAUUACAUUGUGAACGUUCAUCUUCCAGGUCUCAAAAGAGAAAUCUGUGGAUAAGAAUUAAUGGACUCUAGUCAAUUCAGUGUUUUUUCAGGUAUGAUUCGACUAUCGAAUAUUGUUGUUUCGGCUGUGAUUGAACUAUGAAAUGUUGUUUUUUGGUUUUAUUGAACUAUGGAGUGUUCUUUCGGAUUUGAUGUGUGCCUAGUAGUUUUCAUUUCAGAUUAAGGAUUAUGUUUCACAUGAUCUGUUUUAUAAAUUUUGUAUUUUAUUUUAGUAUAAUCCGAUCCAAACCAAAAUUUUUGAAACCGAUAGAUAUUUGAUUACUUUAUAAAUUUUACAAUGCAACACAAUUUUGAACCAAACGCGAAGUGAUAUUAUCCAAAAUCGACCCGUUCUAAAAAAAUUUAAAUUGAAACCUUUGACUGUAAACCCGAAACCUGACCCGAACGCACAUGCUUAGAAGAGAAAUCAACACAUGGAAAAUGAAAAUCAAUCAACCAACAAAUAAAUAAAAAGAAAAUAAUUUUCAAGUACAAUCGUAUACAUUACAAUUCGUGGUCCAAAUCAUUUUAAUAACAAAAAUAUGUGAAUAUAAAUACAACUAAAAUGAAAAAGAAAAAAACUAAUACACCUCAAACGCACAAAACCUACAAUGUUUCUUAUUUCUCUGGAUUUUUUUUUUCUCCACGAUUAUAUGAAACACAGUUAAAA
Molecule: messenger RNA, 2421 nt
Organism: Brassica rapa (field mustard)
Lineage: Eukaryota; Viridiplantae; Streptophyta; Magnoliopsida; Brassicales; Brassicaceae
Product: fatty acyl-CoA reductase 6, chloroplastic
Biological process (GO): suberin biosynthetic process; long-chain fatty-acyl-CoA metabolic process
Cellular component (GO): intracellular membrane-bounded organelle
Molecular function (GO): alcohol-forming very long-chain fatty acyl-CoA reductase (NADP+) activity
Source: RefSeq, a predicted model, not a curated record